AUUUUUCUUACCCCCCUCUUCGGCCUUUGUUACCAGUUGCGUUCAGCGACACGACGCGCCCGGCGCGUUCAACUACUUCCUCCCGGCUUCUUCCACUAUGGCUGGUGUUCCCGAUGGCCAGCAGAUUGACUACCAGAAAAUGCAGCUCAUCGGUAGCUUGAAGGCCGUAGCUGACCAAAUGCGGACCUGCGCUACAAUGGCCGAACAUUUUGUUCAGUCCCUCUCCCAUGUUCCCUUCGGUGGGCCUGUACCCCUGGGUCAGUAUCCAGUUCCCCCACCUGCUACACCAGUCCCCGCAGGCAGGAAGCGGAGGACAGCAGAGGAGAUGAGCACUGACGGCAAGAGGAAGAGGAAGCCGCCAAAAGAUCCUAACGCACCGAAAAGACCCGCGUCAUCUUAUCUCAUCUUUCAGAACGACGUUCGCAACGAGCUCAAAAAGGAGCAUCCGAACCUGUCAAAUAAUGAGCUGCUCUCUAUGAUUGCAGCUCUUUGGCAAAACAUGCCGAAGGAGAAGAAGGAGUCGUACGAACUGCGUCAGAAGGAGAAGAAGGAGGAAUGGUUGCAACAGAAAGCUGUAUACGAUGGACGUACUUCUCCUGGUGCCGCCCCGAUCGCUGCCGCUGUCGCUCCUCCCAUCGCUGCUCCUUUGGCAAUGCCGGCUCAAGUUGUAAGCCCAAAGUCUCUGACCAAGCCCGUAUCGAAGCCUGCGAAGUUCGUGGCCGCCCCAGCCGUUACUCCUCUAUCGGAUGCGGAGGAAUCGGAUGACGAGGAUGGGACUUCAUCUGAUGGUAGCACAGACGACGAUGAAGAGGAGGACGCCGAGGAGACUCAACCCCCGCCGAAGAAAUCGAAGAAAGAGGCAGUGUCACAUAAGGCAGAGCAGCCGCCAGCGAAGGAGAAGAAGCACAAGGUGCCGAAGGCUUGAUUUCAUUGCAUACUUGCGACCAUUUUUGUUCUGCCCGCAUGGGUUGUGUGUUCUCUUGUGAUGACCUUGAAUGUGUGUAUUGCGCGUUGCACUUAGUGUUGGAAUCCAAACAUAUGCGUCGCGAUGCUUUAUUGUUA
Postia placenta MAD-698-R-SB12 is the source of this 1062-nucleotide messenger RNA. RefSeq lists its product as hypothetical. The record is from RefSeq and is a predicted model, not a curated record. NCBI's taxonomy places the organism in Eukaryota, Fungi, Basidiomycota, Agaricomycetes, Polyporales, Adustoporiaceae. The transcript is spliced from 4 exons. The coding region runs from base 98 to 925 and encodes 275 amino acids.